This is a messenger RNA of Octopus sinensis (East Asian common octopus), 390 nucleotides long. RefSeq names its product probable calcium-binding protein CML34. The transcript has 2 exons. The coding region runs from base 1 to 390 and encodes 129 amino acids. The record is from RefSeq and is a predicted model, not a curated record. Lineage: Eukaryota; Metazoa; Mollusca; Cephalopoda; Octopoda; Octopodidae. Gene Ontology annotation, molecular function: calcium ion binding.
AUGAUUGAGAAUGCGGACAUCAAUUCAGACAGUCUAAUUGAUCACAAGGAACUUGUGGAGUGGCUCAACAAACUUUCUUUAAACGAAACUCUCGAAUUUGUCGACUUGGACUUUGAAGAAAUAAACCCUGCUCAAGAAGGAAUAAGCGCGGCCGAGUAUUUCCAAUUUCGGGGACAGGAAUUUGAGGAGGACUAUUUACAAGAAGAAUUCUCACUGGCGGACGUAGACGGGGACGGAUACCUCAGUCGGGAGGAAUAUUUAAUCCUCCUCAACCCCCAGGAAACACGUGGACUGAAGGAGUUUUAUAUUAAAGAUGGUUUCAUCGAUGUUCGGGAAUUGAGACACAAAUCUCGCCAGGCUGUCGAGAACGAGUACAUGGACGAAUUAUAA